This is a messenger RNA of Hydractinia symbiolongicarpus, 991 nucleotides long. RefSeq names its product protein HEXIM1-like. The record is from RefSeq and is a predicted model, not a curated record. Gene Ontology annotation, cellular component: nucleoplasm; nucleus; cytoplasm. The transcript has a single exon. Gene Ontology annotation, molecular function: 7SK snRNA binding; cyclin-dependent protein serine/threonine kinase inhibitor activity. The coding region runs from base 144 to 857 and encodes 237 amino acids. Lineage: Eukaryota; Metazoa; Cnidaria; Hydrozoa; Anthoathecata; Hydractiniidae. Gene Ontology annotation, biological process: negative regulation of cyclin-dependent protein serine/threonine kinase activity; negative regulation of transcription by RNA polymerase II.
AGAAAGUUUUAACUAGAGAUGUAAACAGAACGGUUCGAUAAGGUACACGUCUGCUUGUCUUGAAAUUGCCUUUUUUCGUUUAUAUUUUUUUAAACACGGACUUUAUAGAAAUAUUAGAGACCAGGAAGAAGAUUGUGGCAUAAAUGGAAGUUGAAAAACCACCAGUUCCUGCUGUAUUCAAAGAAAUUACUGGCGAGUCCAAAUCCAUAAACGUUCAUGAUGCGUCGCAAGAAAGAGGACUGGAAACUAGUAAAUGCAACACGAACGGGAAGAGUACGGAGGCCGAGGGAGAUGAGAAGAGGAACGGAAUGAUUGAAGAUAAGCCGCCGCGAAGAAGACAUCGAAGAGGUUCUAAGAAAAAUAAACCAAGGAAACCAAGACAUAAAUAUAAACCUUACAAUAAGCUAACAUGGGAUGAAAAAAGAAAACUUGAUGAAUUAGAUGCUCUGAAAGCAGUUAGACGAAGGGAAGAGUUAGUGUUACAAAAGGGUCGCGCGAUAGCGCCGUAUAAUACCACACAAUUUCUUAUGGAGGAACAUGACCCUGGGGAAGAAAACCUACAAAGUAUAUCUCAUUCAGAACAUAAUACUGUUGAACAUGAAGACUCCUCUAGUUCAUAUUCUAGUGACGAAUAUUUUGAUAAAGAUUUUCACGAAUUUUACGAACGCGUACAUAUAGACACCCUAAAUUCGUAUUCUAAGGAGGACUUGAUAAAAAACGUUUAUGAACUCGAAGAAAGAAUAGAACGUUUAGAGAGAGAUGCGAAAGAUAACGACAUUCAAUCCCUUAAGGACGAAAAUAAAAGACUUGUUCAGGAAAACGAAGAUUUAAAAGAAAAAGUGCUGACGCAGUGCUGAUCACUUAUUUUUUUUAUAUUUCCUUGUGGAAAUGUACAUUUUGUUGCAUGGCAAUAUGUUUUGAAAUGUUUUAUAGAUUUUGAUUUCUGUAUAUAUGUAUAUGUGUGGAUGUUAGGAUUCCUCUUUCUGAUGGC